AUGGGCUCGCGCUCGCCCGCCCCGCGCCCGCUCCCUCACGCGCGCCUCCGUCUGAUUCCCCCCUCCCGCCCCACGCGCGCGCGCUGCUCACACGCGCGCCCCCGCCCGGCGCCCGCUCGCGAGCGCGAGCGCGCGCGGCUUCAGCGCACCAGCCCGGGCGGCCAGCCUUACUGGCUCAGCGAUUGCCCAAACCUUAGACUUCGGAGAGAGGAGGGAGGCGGGGACUCGGCGGCCGGGGACGGGCGGGAGCGGGGAGGCUGGCGGGGGCUCGGCGGUAGCCGGCGGCCCGCUCUCGCGCCCCCUCACCAACUCUGGCCGGACGCCGGCGGGCGCGCGCUAGCACACUCCCCUCUGCGCUCCGGCCCCGCGAGCGGACUCGAUGGCGGCCGCGCGCGGACUCAGUCCCCGGCGCCGGCCGGCCAAGGGCUCGUAGCGCGCGCGGCCGAGCAAACUUUUGGGCGCGGGCGAGCGCAGGGCCUCCAGGGAGAGCUGGCGCCAGGGCAGCACGGGGCAGACACUCUCCCCCCAAAAGGCCUGCCCCCGCACCCCGGGAACAGGCUCAACAGGAUGCCAUGCGGGGGAGCCUGGAAGCCUUCCGGGAAGAGCACAGCCCUGGCACCAGUCCCGCGGGAAGGAGCGGUGGAGGCACAGCCCCGCUCCCAGCCUGGGCGUCCCCCUCACCCUCCUCUGCCCUCCCUCCUUGGGCUGGGCGUGGAGCCCGAGGCAGCCGUCAGCCUGGAGGGGCUUUUCAGAGAGCCCAACCCACCAGAGUGGGAGAGCAAGGAGGCCCUGUUUCUGGCGUUCCAGUUCCUGAUGAGAACUCAGUACUCCAGCACACACACCCGGGAAGAUUGGCUGACACCCCCUAGGAGCCGGAGGCACCAGCUGCACGCCUGGGACAUCCCCAUCACCCGCUGCAAGACCGUGUCGCCAGCCCCCCCUUCUGCUCUCUCCUGUCACUCCCCCUGGAGAGCGGACAAUGCACGGGAGCCAGAGCAGGAGCCCGGGGCCUUCUCCAGAAACCUGAGGCCCGGGGGUGGCGGGGACCGAGCUGCCUGGGGAGACAGUGCCCAGGAAGAGUCUCAGAGCUCCAGUGAGGUGAAAGCCAGAAAGCCGAAGUUUGGGAAGUGGGAAAGCGGCUGGGCGUCAGCGGAGGCAGUGCGAAUCGCCGGAGAUGGCGCGGGACGCGACGCCCGCCCGGGACGCACAGCCUCGCCGCCACCAGGGCGCAAACCCGGAGCUUUGCGCUCGGGCGCCGAAUGGCCCAGCGCCCCCUCUGGGCACGUGGAGCGCAGCCCGGGCGCAGCCCCCGGGGACCAACUACCCCCCUCACCACGCCCGGCGCAGCUGCUCCUGCUCAGCCCGGACAGCUCCCUUUAG
Molecule: messenger RNA, 1380 nt
Organism: Rangifer tarandus platyrhynchus (Svalbard reindeer)
Lineage: Eukaryota; Metazoa; Chordata; Mammalia; Artiodactyla; Cervidae
Source: the annotation of a GenBank genome assembly